Molecule: messenger RNA, 2115 nt
Organism: Trichoplax adhaerens
Lineage: Eukaryota; Metazoa; Placozoa; Uniplacotomia; Trichoplacea; Trichoplacidae
Exons: 6
Coding region: 1-2115 (704 amino acids)
Biological process (GO): transmembrane transport
Cellular component (GO): membrane
Molecular function (GO): protein binding
Source: RefSeq, a predicted model, not a curated record
AUGGAGAAGAAGAAAUCAUCUUCGAAAUCGCCUAAAUUAAGAGCAAUUGAUAGUACCAAAGAUACUGACAACACCGAGUUGGGAACGAAAGAACGUUACGGAUGCUUUAAUAUUCACCCGGAUUGGUUACAGGUUUUUAAUAAUCGCAAGUGGCUAGCAUUUUUGAUAGGCGUUUGUCAACUUUUAUUUAGUACAGUCACAUCAGGUUACGAAUCUAGCAUCGUAUCAACUUUACAGAGAGGAUUUGGACUAAGUAGUACUGACAUUGGUGGCAUAUCUGUGUGUUUUAGUGUUGCACAAUCUACUUUAGGCGUUAUUUUAUCGCAUAAAGCAGCUAAUUCUCAUAAGGGAAGAUGGGUAGGCAUAACUGCAAUUAUUGCUGCAAUCGGAUGCUUUAUAUACGCAUUACCACAUUUUGUAACAAAAUCUUACGGUAUACUGAGUUCUUACCAAAAUGGUAACCAAAGUUAUGGAAUUUGCUCUUCGACUAGCAAACCGUCUCCACUUACUGAUCAGGAACAGGCAUCGCAAAAGGGUCUUUACAUAUUUCUUUUUUGUCUUGGCCAAUUUGUUAUUGGCGCUGGUACAUCUAUUUUAAGAUCAAUCGGCUGGUCAUACUUAGAUGAAAACGUUAGUCCCUCGGUAUCUGCUUUAUAUACUGGCAUUAACUUGUCGUUACUAGGUCUUGGAAUUGCAUUAGGUUUUGUAUUUGGUGGCACUGCAUUAGAUUUAUACGUGUAUUGGCCUGCUGAAGUUUCUGGUAAGUGUCACCUAACAAUAGAUAAUCCAAAUUGGAUUGGUGCUUGGUGGUUAGGUUAUAUUGUAAUAGCAGCGAUCAUAAUCUUGAUGGCUUUCCCAAUUUUAGCUCUGCCACGCCAUUUACCGAAUUAUGAGUAUUAUAAAAUGAAACGUGCGCAGCAAGCCGAAGGCAAAUCAAAAAUUGAUCGUUAUAAAAGUAAAACUUUAAAAGAUUUAAUCCCAUCCUUGAAGGAUUUAUUGCUUAACAUGCCCUUUAUGUGCACUGUCUUAAAUUUGGUGGGCAACUUGAUUGUGCUAGCGGGCGUUGGAGUCUUUUUUCCUAAGUAUAUAGAAUCUCAGUAUGGAGUACUAGCUUCAUCUGCCAGCAUGUAUACUGGAAUAAUGAUUGUUGUAGGAAUGCUAGUUGGUAUUGUUUUGGGAGGAGGAUACAUGAAGUACAAGAAAUUGAAAGUUUUAGGCUUGGCCAAGUUUGCAGCCAUUUCUACUACAUUAAGUACAGUUACGGUAGCAGCGUUUCUUAUUGCAGUAUGUCCGAGAACUUUGAUAGCUGGAGUCAAUAUUCCAUAUCAUAACGAAAUUGCAGUAUCACAGACACAUAAUUUAUCAGAUAAUUGUAAUUCUGGAUGUUAUUGUGAUUCCGAAACUUUCAAGCCUGUUUGCGAUCUCUCGACUGGAAUCACGUAUUUUUCACCUUGUUAUGCUGGAUGUACCUCUAAAGGAAUAGAUUUUAAUAACGGACAGCAGGUAUUUGGUAAUUGCAGCUGUUUAAGCACUAAUACGAAUGCCAUGAGAAAUCAUACUCAGUCUUUGGAUGUAGUUUUGAAUUAUUGUCCAAAAGAAUGCAAUGCUCUCAUUCCUUUUAUUAUCAUGGGAAUAAUAUUUGCAUUUUUGGUUUAUUGCAGUCUCAUACCUUCAUAUCAAGUUAUCUUGAGGUGCGUUCCGGAGAGUCAGCGACCAUUAGCUCUCGCUGUUCAAUGGGUAUUUAUCCAGUGUUUAGCGAAUAUUCCAGGUCCAAUUUUACUCGGAACUUUCAUCGAUGGUGCAUGCUCUCUGUGGGAAGUUCAAAACGGAGAGAGAGCUUUCUGUUGGAUAUACGACAAUCAGUUACUCGCAUAUGGAUUAGCUGGUGUUAUAUUAGCUAUGAGGAUAUUUUCUGCAAUUUUUUCGAUAUUAGCAUGGUAUUUUUUAAAACGUGAUAUCAAAAAAUACUCUGGAAUAGAGAAGGAAAACAUCAAAGAUGAUCAUGAAGCGGAUGAAAAGGAGCCGGAAAAUAAUAUUAUUAAGCCAUCUAGUUCAAAUCAAAAUAUGGUUGAAACAACAUCUAAGUUGAACGGAUUCACUGAAACUUUAGUAUAA